AUGCAGCGGUUACAGAUGUGUUCUCGGCCAUCGGAAGAGUUUCUGAUCAACCUCUCGCCGGAUUCUGCGAGCCCCGAUGGUCUCGUUGUCUAUGACGUCGCCAAGAAGGAACUUCUUCUUCACAAUAAUGUUUACAUGUCUGUUAAUGGAGAGAGAGCUAUUCACAUGAUCCCUCUUGUUAUUUUUCUAUGUGGUUUUGUUCUUUGGGUUUUUUCAAGUGCUACUACUAAUUAA
This is a messenger RNA of Eutrema salsugineum, 234 nucleotides long. RefSeq lists its product as uncharacterized. NCBI's taxonomy places the organism in Eukaryota, Viridiplantae, Streptophyta, Magnoliopsida, Brassicales, Brassicaceae. Bases 1 to 234 code for a protein of 77 amino acids. The record is from RefSeq and is a predicted model, not a curated record. The transcript has a single exon.